Messenger RNA from Juglans regia (Persian walnut), 3858 nucleotides. Its product is annotated as squamosa promoter-binding-like protein 2. NCBI's taxonomy places the organism in Eukaryota, Viridiplantae, Streptophyta, Magnoliopsida, Fagales, Juglandaceae. Gene Ontology annotation, cellular component: nucleus. The record is from RefSeq and is a predicted model, not a curated record. The transcript has 4 exons. Bases 2204 to 3583 code for a protein of 459 amino acids. Gene Ontology annotation, molecular function: DNA binding.
UAAUUACUCUCGGUUGACUAAAAAGUUAUGCGGUCAACCUCGGAGUGAGUCGACUCGCUAUGACUCGCCAUCUCUCUCACUCUCUCUCUAGCCUUCGAUUCCAACAAAUUCAACUUUACAAACCGGCCUGAAGCAAAAGAGAGCUUGGCUGCAUAAGAUUCUUGUGAACCAGAGAUGUACGUUCCGCCCGCAUGCCGCUCUGGAACAGAACGAUAAUAAUCUAAGCGCCCCGCCAAUUUCCAUCCGAAUCACCGUUUCUCAUCUUGGCAACAAAAAGUAAGCUAUGCAUUCUCUCUCGCUCUUAAUUUUUUCUUUCGAUUUCUAAAUCUAUAAGCAUCAAAGAAAGAAAUCUAUAAUCCACGCAGACUUUCCCCGAAGCGAAUAAAACCUUCGAGUUUUUUCUCCCUUCAAUCUGAAACGCAAAAAAAAAAUAAAUAAAAAGGAAAAGAAAUUUGUUUUUUCUCUGAUUCUGGCACUUGUAUUGUGUUGUCAUUGUUAUUCUCGGGAUUGAUGAGAAAAAGGAAAUGAAAGAAAGCAAUGAUUCCAGAUUAUCUGCCAUCUGAGAGGAAAUACACGGUGGAGAUCUUUUUUCUUAAUUCCUUUUGGCGAGAAAAAUAGGAGUAAUAAUGACGAUAGAUGGAGGAGUGGGAGUUGCCGAUAUUUUUCUAUAUUUGGACACGCUCCUGUUAGUUUUAUUCUGGAAACCAAGUCCUUAGUGUUAAGUUUGGUAAUUGGAAAUGGAAAAAGAUAUGAUUCCUUUCUUUUCCUGCUCUCGAUUUUCUCGGGAAAGUGGUGGCUGCAGAGAAAUCGUUACGACGCCGUUUUUCUAUCCCAAAUAGAAAGUCGUCUGUUUUUGUUUUCUUUUUAACUGGUUACUCGAUGGUGCUACAGGAAGGGGACUAACUUCUCCCAAAGCCUUCAAAACCACAGGGGACUGGGAGUCUGGGACCAGCACCUAUACCUAACAGUGACAUUUCAUUAAUUUUGACAGUUUGCGUAAUAAAUAUUUUCUCUCGCCAAAAGCCAGUUUUUUUUUUUCUUUUUAUCAAAUUCGAUUUCCGUGCUCAGUGCAAUGCAACAAAUUAUACAAAUAUAGGAACUAGGAAGCAUGAUAAAAAUAAAAUGGUGCGGCAUUUAAUUUUGCAUUUCGUUAUUACAUAAUCGAGUAUGUUGGUUGGUAUUUGUAUGUUUGAUUAGGUGGGAAAAUAUGGUGGAGCCGAUGUAUUACAUAAGAAAGGCAGAGAGUCAUGGGUUUAGGUUGCUGGUAAUUGUGUAGUUUGUCUGAUCUAUCAAGGUGUACCUAGCUUUUUGUUGAUGAGUUUGUUGUCUUAUUCAUUGCCCGACUUGUGGCUUUGCGUUGAUGAUGUUAGGUGUGAAUUAUUGGAAGGGUAGGCUGUGUGUUUAGUGCUUCGUUGAAUAUGAAGGGUAUUUUGCAUGAAGGGUGGUAAAGGAGACGAAACUGUAAAUAAAUAUAGGAAGUUUGGUCACUGUAAGUGUUGCAGGAAACUGGGGAACACUUCCCGUCCCUACUCGGGGUCAAAGGUGACUGAUUGUAUUUUCAGAAAGGCAGCAGAUAACGUGCGGACUUUUGUGAUUUGCUUCUUUCUCUUCCAUGAUAAAAAAGGAGAUGGUAAUUUUUUCUUGGGUUCUCUUGAGGUUGGGACUUGCUUCCGUGGUAUCUUAAAAUCCGGGAAUGACUAAUUGGCCUACGGCGAUGGAUUAUUGACUCCUGCGGUAGUCUUACGUGCCAAAGAGUUGAGAGUUUCUGCUAAUGGGAGGUCGAAAUUUCCUCUCUACAUAUUUUGAGUUGUGUACUUGGGGGGGAACAGGGAGGGCACUCUGACAUUGUCUCUGCAAGGCCACUGUUUUUUUCCGUGAUUUAUCAAUCAUCUGAAUCAGAAGAGAUGCCUAGCUCUUCAUUGUGCGAGUAAAGAAGCUAAUGCCUAUUCUUGACAGUUAUGAGCUUGAUUUGUAUUAUCUGUCAGUUCUUUCUAUUGUCUUCUAACAGGGUGUUCUUAGCAGGUUGGCGUGGGGUUUGUCAAUCACUAUAAGAGUAUUUUGCGACCACCUCUCUCAGUAUUGGGUGCUAUAAUUCUUUCUGUAGUAUCUCAAUAAAGUCAACUUUAGUUUCAAGUAACAUUUUCAGGAAGCGGUGACCAGUUGCUUUUUGCAUCUUUUGGAGAAGGUAGUGUGAUAUCAAUUUAUGAGUUCAGUCUUGCUGAUGGAGUGGAGUGAAAAAUCCCCCUCGCAAUGGGAGUGGGAGAAUCUAUUCGUUUGCAAUGCAAAAGCAAAUGAGAAUUUAAAGUUGCAACCAAUAGAAUGGGCUAUGCAAGCAGAUCAAGGAAUUAACCCUGGAUGCUUUUAUUCAUCUGGGGGUGGUGGGUCUGAUCCAGACUUGGGACAUGCUUCUCUGUCAAAUAGCUUCAAAUCAGCUUCAGUAGAUUCAUAUUCAAUUGGUGAAAGUAAGACAUCCAAGCUCACUCUUGAGACCUUUAGAGAUUUCCCGAAAGAUUUUCACAGGAAGAAAAAACUGGCCAAGGUGGAGACAAAUGGAACUUCUCCAACACUUGAGCUUCCAUCUGGCUCUGGUGAGCCAUUGCUCAGUCUAAAGCUUGGUAAGCUGAUGUACUCUGAAGAUGCUUGUGUUGGAAACAGUACAGAGACCUCAAAAUUUUCUCUGACUUCCAUGUCAUCAGCAACCGCAGCUAAGAAAUGCAAGUCCAGUUGUCAGAGCACACAGACAUUGCACUGCCAAGUUGAAGGCUGUAACCUUGACCUCUCGUUGGCUAAAGAUUACCAUCGCAAACAUAGAGUUUGUGAAAGUCAUUCAAAAUCCCCAAAGGUCAUUGUAGGUGGUCUGGAACUUCGGUUUUGUCAACAGUGUAGCAGGUUCCACAGUCUGUCCGAGUUUGAUGAAAAGAAGCGAAGCUGUCGCAGGCGUCUUUCUGAUCAUAAUGCUAGGCGACGCAAGCCACAGCCAGAAGCAGUCCAUUUAAAUCCAGCAAGGCUGUCUUCAUCAAUUUAUGAUGGGAAGCAGCAGAUGAACCUUGUCUUUGACAGAGUCCCACUUGUUUACACAAGUGCUUCUGUUAGUUCAACAUGGGAGGACAUAUGCAGCUCCAAGUUUACCCAAACAAAAGAGUAUCCUCUGAAGCCUGAAAAAACAAGCGACACUGAUAUACAGCUGCAUUUUCCCCGCAAUGAAAUGCCAUGUGCCAUCACUGCAAUUUGUGAUGAUUCCAGUAGGCUUCUGUCAUCCAAGGGCACCGUAGGCUUAGAAGAACCCAUGAUCUUCACGGAGCAGGAAUCAACCCGAGAUUUCCGGUGUGCUCUCUCUCUUCUGUCAAACAAUUCCUGGGGUUCACGUGAGUCAAAACCAGCUCUACACCUACAUUCCAACCAUGCAAUUCAUUCUAGUACGCCGCAGCCUGCAAUGCAGGUGAUCCAAGGGUUCCCAAGUGCUUUGUCGGACUCUCGAGCUCACAUCUUAGGGUCUCCAAAUAAUGGGAUUACCGAUUUUCAAGACUUCCAGCUGUUCAGAUCACCAUACGAGUUCGGCUUUCAUUCCAACCAGUUGAAUUGACCUCUCAAAAACCUGGUACUGGUGGGUUAACAGACUAGUAACUUUUUCUUUCUUUUUCCUUCGGCGGUUAAUGGACUUGUAACUGUUUGCAUGCAGACUGGCCCAUCUGACUCGUCUGGGAGUUCCAUCUCCAUGGCCCAAAGUUUCUUCCUUUUUCUUCUGUUUUUCUCUUUGUUUUCAAUCGCAUAUUCGAAAUUAUCUUACCAUUAAUAAAAUAUGUAUGAGACAUAUUGCAAAGUGACUUGACGUUCAGUUAUCCUCUAAAAUAAAUUUGC